AUGCCCAGCAAAUCGGCCAAAGCCGCCGAGGAGGCAUUGGCUAACCAUGUAUCGGGCCAAUCCAACAAGCCGCUCUCGCGGCCGCCCCACGCCCUCGUAACAGAGAAGGUAGUGGAGGAGCUACAGGCGAACCCGGAAGACGGUCUGACUCCGGCCGAGGCCAAGAAGCGCCUCGAGGAGUUUGGCCGCAACGAGUUUGGCGAGCAGGAAGGCGUGAAACCCUGGAACAUCCUGAUCGCGCAGAUCGCCAACGCCAUGACUUUGGUGCUGAUCCUGGCCAUGGCGGCAUCCUUCGGCAUCGAGUCCAUCAUCGAGGGUUGCGUCGUGGCGGCGGUCAUCCUCUUGAACAUCACGGUGGGCUUCCAGCAGGAGCUCAAGGCCGCAAAGACGAUGGAUUCGCUACGGUCCCUGAGUUCGCCCACGGCGCAGGCCGUCCGCGAUGGACGCAACACCACGGUGCCGACGGUCGAGAUUGUGCCUGGAGACAUGGUGGAGCUCAAGACGGGAGACACCAUCCCGGCCGACGUGCGCAUCAUUGAGGCUGUCAACUUUGAGACCAACGAGGCGCUCCUGACCGGCGAGUCGCUCCCGAUCCGUAAAGAAGCCGCUCAGACCUACGACGACGACACGGGACCGGGAGAUCGCCUCAACGUGGCUUACAGCUCGUCGACCGUCACCAAAGGUCGUGCGAGGGGCAUCGUCUUCGCGACUGGCAUGUACACCGAGAUUGGCCAAAUCGCUGCGGCCCUCCGCGGCAAAGACUCGAAGCGCCGGCCUGUCAAGCGCAAGGAGGACGGCUCGGCUGGUGUUGGCCGGCACAUGCAAGCCUGGUCCCUGACCGUCACUGACGCCAUUGGUCGUUUCCUGGGUGUGAACGUCGGAACUCCGCUGCAGCGCAAGCUGGCAAAGUUGGCCGUCGUCCUCUUCGGCACCGCCAUCAUUUGCGCCAUCAUCGUCCUUGGUGCCAACGAGUUCGACACCUCGCAGGAAGUUGUCAUCUACGCCGUGGCGACCGGUGUUGCCAUGCUUCCGGCCUCGCUCGUCGUCGUCCUGACUAUCACCAUGGCCGCCGGUACCAAACGGAUGGUUCAGCGCCAUGUCAUUGUGCGCAAGCUCAAGUCCCUCGAAGCCCUCGGCGGCGUCACCAACAUCUGCUCGGACAAGACCGGCACUCUGACGCAGGGUAACAUGGUUGUCCGCAAGGCUUGGAUUCCCGGACACGGCACCUACUCGGUCAGCAAGACCGGCGAGCCGUUCAACCCCACCGUCGGCGAGAUCGGCCACCGCCCGGAGCAGCCCCGCGAGAUCAACUUCCGCGGCGCCGACGCCGAGGGUACGCUGAUCCCCAACGACCAGGCCAAGCAGCGGGUCUUGGACACGCCACUGCUGCGAGACUACCUCAACCUCGCCUCGCUGGCCAACCUCGCGACGGUGCACCAGACCAAGGAAGGCGAGUGGCAUGCCCGCGGCGACCCGACCGAGAUCGCCAUCCAGGUCUUCGCCACCCGCUUCGACUGGAACCGUCUCAGCCUCUCGGGAGAGGGCAAGCGCUGGAACCAAAUCGCCGAGUUCCCCUUCGACUCGGACGUCAAGAAGAUGUCGGUCAUCUUCGAGGACACGGAAACCGGCGAGACGAGCCUCUUCACCAAGGGCGCCACGGAGCGCGUCAUUCCGUCCUGCCACAAGAUCCAGAUGGGAGACGACAUCAUCCCUUUCACCGAGGAGCACGAGAAGGACAUCACUGCCAACCUCGAGGUCCUGGCCAAGCUCGGUCUGCGCGUCUUGUCUCUGGCCAGCAAGCGCAACAUCGGCAAGGUCGACAACCACGAGAGCCUCGACCGCAAGGACUUUGAACACGAGCUCGUCUUCCAGGGCCUCAUUGGCAUCUACGACCCGCCCCGUCCCGAGUCGGCGCCUUCGGUCAAGAAGUUCCACCAGGCUGGGGUGAGCGUACACAUGUUGACGGGUGACCAUCCCGAGACUGCCAGGGCCAUCGCCAUUGAGGUCGGUAUCCUCCCGAGCCGCAUGGGUGAAAUCUCGGCCGACGUGGCCAAGACCAUGGUCAUGGCAGCCAGCGACUUUGACAAGCUCAGCGACGACCAGAUCGACCGCCUCCCGCGCCUGCCGCUGGUGGUGGCGCGCUGCGCACCGCAGACAAAGGUCCGCAUGAUCGAGGCGCUCCACCGCCGCAACCGCUUCGUGGCCAUGACGGGCGACGGCGUCAACGAUUCGCCGUCCCUCAAGCGCGCCGACGUCGGCAUCGCCAUGGGAGAGAGCGGAUCCGACGUGGCCAAGGAGGCUUCCGACAUCAUCCUCACCGACGACAACUUUGCCAGCAUCCUCAACGCCGUCGAGGAGGGCCGCCGCAUGUUUGACAAUAUCCAAAAGUUUGUGCUGCACGUUCUCGCUUGCAACAUUGCGCAGGCCUGCACCCUCUUGAUCGGUCUGGCUUUCAAGGACGAGAGCGGCCUGUCCGUCUUUCCGCUUGCGCCCGUCGAGGUCAUGUGGAUCAUCAUGAUCACGUCUGGACUACCCGACAUGGCCCUCGGGUUCGAGAUUGCUGCGCCGGAUGUAAUGGACCGGCCACCGCACGACAUGAAAGCAGGCAUCUUCACCUGGGAGCUCGUGGCAGACAUGUUUGCCUACGGCCUGUGGACGGCGGCGCUGUGUCUGGCAUCUUUCCUGCUGGUCAUGUUUGGCUUUGGCGACGGCAACCUGGGCUCGAACUGCAACAACAGAUACUCGGAGUCGUGCGACACGGUGUACCGGGCGCGCGCGACGACCUUUGCCGCCCUCACGUGGUUCGCGCUCUUCCUGGCCUGGGAGAUGCUGCACAUGCGCCGGUCCUUCUUCCGCAUGCAGCCCAAGUCGACCAAGUACUUUACGCAGUGGUUCUGGGACGUGUGGCGCAACAAGCUCCUCUUCUUCAGCAUCGUGGCCGGCUUCGUCACCAUCUUCCCGCUGCUCUACAUCCCCGUCCUCAGCACCGUCGUCUUCAAGCACGCCGGCAUCUCGUGGGAGUGGGGCAUCGUCUUCGUCGCCUCCCUGCUCUUCUUCGUCGGCUGCGAGGCCUGGAAGUGGGCCAAGCGCGUCUGGUUCCGCCGCCGCGCCCGCAAGAACGAGCCCUACGGCGCCGGCAACAAGCACGACCUCGAGAGCAGGGUCUUUGGCGCCUACUUCAACCUCAGCGGCGUUGCUCUCACCAGCGACUCGGAGACGCGGACGCUGGGCGACCGGACUUCGACGGGAGAGACGCCCUACGCCAAGAAGGAGGAGGCAUGA
Pyricularia pennisetigena is the source of this 3282-nucleotide messenger RNA. RefSeq lists its product as uncharacterized. Lineage: Eukaryota; Fungi; Ascomycota; Sordariomycetes; Magnaporthales; Pyriculariaceae. Bases 1 to 3282 code for a protein of 1093 amino acids. The record is from RefSeq and is a predicted model, not a curated record. The transcript has 3 exons. Gene Ontology annotation, molecular function: ATP hydrolysis activity; P-type calcium transporter activity; ATP binding. Gene Ontology annotation, biological process: calcium ion transmembrane transport; intracellular calcium ion homeostasis. Gene Ontology annotation, cellular component: plasma membrane.